This is a messenger RNA of Malania oleifera, 2274 nucleotides long. Its product is annotated as protein DETOXIFICATION 27-like. NCBI's taxonomy places the organism in Eukaryota, Viridiplantae, Streptophyta, Magnoliopsida, Santalales, Ximeniaceae. Gene Ontology annotation, molecular function: antiporter activity; xenobiotic transmembrane transporter activity. The coding region runs from base 543 to 2027 and encodes 494 amino acids. Gene Ontology annotation, cellular component: membrane. Gene Ontology annotation, biological process: xenobiotic detoxification by transmembrane export across the plasma membrane. The record is from RefSeq and is a predicted model, not a curated record. The transcript has 8 exons.
UCACCACUUGAUCAUUUAUUUUGGAUUAAAAUAAAGAAUACAAGCUUUAUCUUUUGGGCAUCACCCCAUUUUAAAAUUUAUAUGUUAGAAAUCUCAUGUUUAAAAUAAAUCAUGUGAGGAGUUAGGAGAAAAAUGAACCCUCCUUAAUAUUCAACAAAAAAAAAAUCCCCAAACAAACAGUCACAUCCUACUGGAUGUAGACAUAGACAUGAAGGCACACACAUAUGCUCGCACGUCCCGUCUGAAACGAAAAGCACAAGUGGCGUGAUGUAGCGCAAGCACUAGCACAGACUCCGCGGGAGCGCAACACCUAACAUUCAAACUGGCCGACUGCUCAUCAAGACCGUCCAAAAUAUGGUCGACGGUCGAUGAUCGGCCAGCGCAUUUAAUGAGGGCCACCCAGCACCCCCACGCACAGAGUCGCCCUUAAAAUCUCAGUCAAGUUGGAAUCCGUUUGUUAAUUUUGCUGAGAAAAAUAUUAAUUAAUCUCCGGGCGUAGCGGUCUAGCACAGCACACAGGGGAGGACUCCUGGUGAAUUUUGAUGGGCACCAUCAAAGCGGACGAGGAUCUUAACCGUCAGUUGCUGCGGGAUUCAACCCCGUUCGUUGGAUUAAAAGACCGUGUCGAUGAUGAGAAGGAGUUGGACCUGAGGACCAGGGCAUGGAUUGAAUCGAAGAAGCUAUGGCACAUCGUGGGCCCCGCCAUCUUCAGCCGCAUCGCCACCUACUCCAUGAACGUCGUCACCGGAAGCUUCGCCGGCCACCUCGGCGAUCUUGAGCUCGCUUCCAUAUCCAUUGCCAACACUGUCAUCGUUGGUUUUAAUUUUGGCCUCCUGUUGGGGAUGGCAAGCGCACUGGAAACGCUGUGCGGGCAGGCAUUUGGGGCCAGGCGGUACCACAUGCUGGGCGAGUACCUGCAGAGGUCAUGGAUUGUUCUCUUCCUGUGCUGUUUCCUGCUGCUGCCGGUGUACGUGUACGCGACGCCGAUUCUGAAGCUGAUGGGGCAGGCGGAGGACGUGGCGGAGCAGUCGGGGCUGGUGGCGCUGUGGCUGAUUCCGCUGCACUUCAGCUUCGCCUUCCAGUUCCCGCUGCAGCGGUUCCUGCAGAGCCAGCUGAAGACGGGGGUGAUCGCGUGGGUGUCGCUGGCGGCCUUCCUGGUUCACGUCAUCGUCUCCUGGCUCUUCGUCUACGUGCUGAAGCUUGGGGUGGUGGGGACGGCCAUCGCGCUGGAUCUGUCGUGGUGGUUUAUAGGGAUUGCGCUUUUCCUAUACGUCGUGUGGGGAGGGUGUCCCCUUUCCUGGAGUGGGUUCUCCAUGGGAGCCUUCUCUGGUCUCUGGGAGUUCCUCAAACUCUCUGCUGCUUCUGGUGUCAUGCUCUGUCUGGAGAAUUGGUACUACAGAAUCCUGAUACUAAUGACUGGGUACUUGGAGAACGCAGAGAUUGCUGUCAACGCCUUGUCGAUUUGCAUGACCAUUAAUGGCUGGGAGAUGAUGAUUCCUCUUGCCUUCUUUGCAGCAACCGGAGUGAGGGUAGCGAAUGAGCUGGGAGCGGGUAAUGGGAAGGCAGCAAAAUUUGCGACGGAGAUGUCGGUGAUUCACUCCACGCUCAUCGGUCUCUUAUUCUUUGCAGUCAUUACCAUAUUCCACGACAGGCUCGCCUUCAUCUUCACCACCAGCACCACUGUCCUCCACGCUGUCGACGACCUCGCCUUCCUUCUCGCCCUCUCCAUUCUCCUGAAUAGCAUUCAACCUGUUUUAUCCGGUGUUGCGGUGGGAUCGGGAUGGCAGACAUGGGUCGCAUACAUAAAUCUGGGCUGCUACUAUCUCAUUGGACUUCCUUUGGGAGCUGUUUUGGGCUGGGUCUUCAAUCUGGGUGUUGGGGCAAUAUGGGGAGGGAUGAUGCUUGGUGGGACUGCAGUUCAGACGGUGAUACUAGCCAUCAUAACAAUCCGAUGCAAUUGGGAGCACGAGGCUGAGAGAGCUACUUUGCACGUACAGAAGAGGGCGACUCUCAGCCCCAACGAUUAAAUGUCACACAAACGUCAGUACCUUUUUCAGCGAUGCUGAGUCAUGGUCUCAAAUUUUUUUCACUCCCUCAGACUCAAAAUUAACAGCAUUGAGCUUCUCUUGAUUACUUCAGCAGAAGGUUCAUCAGUGGGGUUUACUGUGUUUUUAAUCUUCUUGAAUUUGCAUAAAAUAUGAAUUAGGUUGAUGGGCAGAUGUGUAAUUCGAAUAACAAUUUGUUGCAAUGAAAAUUUAAAGCAUUUUGAUCCCA